UCAAACAGUUUUGAAAUAGUGUGCGUAUCCAUAAUUCUAUGUAAUGGUUACUUAAAAAAUUCUUGAAUUAUGAGUUUUUCUUGUUAUUAAUUCAGCAAAGUCUCUGAUUCAAAGCUAGAUUUCUCAGUGCAAUAUUUUUAGUGUGUUGAGUUACUUUUUUGUUUUAGUGUGCUGAUUUUAUUUUUGUGCUGUUUAUGCUAAUGGCAAUAUGUCACAAAAUGAACCUUUGCAUGAAUGUUUUGAACUUCAGCUAUCAGAAGUGGAAAUGUUGAAGAGCAUGUAUCCGAAGAGUACUGAAUUUUGCAUUUCUUUGCCUACUGUACUAGCUGAUAUGGACAGCUUUUUGACGGGAAAAACAAGAGAACUUCCCAAUCUUCUCGAUUUCAGCCUCAAUUUGGAAAUUCCUGAUUUUAAAGAGAAGUUAGAAAUAAAUAUCGUUCUACCUCACACUUACCCAUAUGACAAGCCAGAAGUCUCUGCUAGGUCUGUGUGCCUAAACCGCUCCCAGCAUCAUGAACUAAACUGCGCCCUCCGAAACUAUUUGAAGAGCAUUCCUGAAGGAGAUUUAUGUGUCUUACCCCUUGUGACUUGGAUUUCUGAAAAUGCGAGCAGUUUCGCCUCUUUCAAGUCGGAAGCUAUUGAAGACGUUGAAACUGAGACAGCAUCUGAAGAUAAUUUUACCAGAAUGUGGAUCUACAGCCAUCAUAUAUACAACAAGUUCAAAAGAAGAGACAUAGUGGACAUGGGUCACGAUCUAAAUUUGACCGGGUUCUCUUUGCCAGGAAAACCCGGACUCAUUUGCAUCGAAGGACUAAAAAGCAAUUGCAAUGAGUUCUUCCAAAGAAUAAAACAAAUGAGCUGGAAGAAGCUCUCGUUGGUGAAAGAAGAAACUGAUCACGAGACGAGAUUCGACUCUUUUCAGGAAAUCAGUUUUCAGGUACGAAGAGGACCGGCCAAGGAAUACCAUAUGGAUAUGGGACAGUUCUUGAAGUUCUUGGAGGAGCACAAUUGUGGAUAUGCAUUUCAAGAUUUAUUUGGUUUGGAAGGACAUACUGCCGAAGAGAAAAAAUGACGAUUUUAUUUAUGUGCCUCAAAGCAAUUCUAAAUGUAAGAUACGUGUAUAUUUAUUAUGCUCUAUGCCUGCUAUGAAUUUUUGAGAAAAUAUCCUACUUUUAUGAGUGAUACUAAGUUGGUGUGUAAAAACACACAAAUCAAUUGUUUUUAACCACAGUGAAUAAAUAACGCUUAUUUAG
Molecule: messenger RNA, 1253 nt
Organism: Uloborus diversus
Lineage: Eukaryota; Metazoa; Arthropoda; Arachnida; Araneae; Uloboridae
Product: RWD domain-containing protein 2A-like
Exons: 3
Coding region: 209-1072 (287 amino acids)
Molecular function (GO): protein binding
Source: RefSeq, a predicted model, not a curated record